Molecule: messenger RNA, 1401 nt
Organism: Aegilops tauschii subsp. strangulata
Lineage: Eukaryota; Viridiplantae; Streptophyta; Magnoliopsida; Poales; Poaceae
Source: RefSeq, a predicted model, not a curated record
GGCGUCCAGGGCGGCGUGUGGGGCCCACGGAAUAAGGCGACGGGGCGAGGAGAGAAGGAAAGGGGAAGGGGAACUGGGAAGCGUGUGUCGGCGCGGCGGAGCAAUGGCGGACAAGCCGAGCCGGGCGCUGGUGCUGUACGCCGCCGGCCACGCGGCGCUGCUCGCCGGGGGCGGAGGGGGGAAGGGCCACCUCGACGCGUUCGCCUCCAUCGCCUCCUGCGGCUUCCUCUCCGUCCGCACCCCCGCCGUCAACGAGGACGGAGGGGACAGGAACAGCGGCACGAUUCUCGAGCUGGCGCAGCUGCUCGACGUGUACGAUGGCCUCUACCCUGCCAAGGAUGGGGAAACUGCCCGGGUGGAUCCGCAGGAGCUAGUAGUCCCCAAGCUAUCCGAGAGGUUUAUGGGGCUGAGAGCUGCUAUGGUCACCAAUUGCCCGGGUGUUAGCUCAUUCGCGGCGAAUCUUGGCUUCCACGUUUUUGGAACUGAAGAUUUCGCCGCUCAGUCAGGUUCAGGCAGCAGUUCUAAGGACACUAGAAUAAUCGACCGGGCGUUCACUCUGCUGGGAUUUGCAGAGGGGAAUGUCCAGGAUGUGUCUGAAUUCGAUCUGGUCUUUGUGCAUGCCGCAAUGGAGAACACAGCCAGCAAGCUGGGGAAAUUAGGGAUGAAGACGGAUCUCAACCGGCUUGACAAAUUGGUGGCUUCCGUCAUGGAAGCUGUGCCGGUUGGUUCAGCUGUCGCCGCCCGUAUUCAUGUGUCUGUGAUCUUGAGCUAUGGAUCUGCUACUGAAAAUAAGGAAGAGGCAUGCCUCAUCGUAAACUCUUCAACCGAAACUGAUUCCGACUUGAAGUUACUCCGUCCACGCCAGAGCUACACUAUGAAAGCAGGAAAGACGUUGGAUGAUGUCAGGAAUCAUCAUCCAAUGCUACUGGCACAGUGGCAACAAGGAGUAACACGUUCUGAUUUGGCCAAAGAGUUCUCUUUUGAGGAAUUUAUAAAGCGUGCCGGAAACUUUGCUAUGCUUGCUGAGCGCUUUCUACAUGAGGUUGCAUUUAAGCUCUGGAAAGCGCCAAAAUAUGGAGCAUAGUUCUGUCUGAGGAGGUUUUCUCUUAAUAAGGCGUGGAAUCACCUAAUAAAAGAGGUGUUAGACAAGUACUUCUUUCAAAUGGGUACUGCGGCAGAUAUUGCAAAUAGAUGAGUUCUGUACUCUCCUAUGGUCCUCAUUUGGUAUCACCCAUGCUCCAUGCCGACGAUGCCGUGGUACUGGGAACUCAUAGGCUCAUUACCAGUAGUAGUUACUUCGUUUCUGUUGUGAGCCUCUCUAACGCUUAACUUUCAUGAAACAAUGCCAUUCUUCGCAGCUUUGCUUGAAAUUUCUUAACGUGGCAGUUGUUUCUGCGUCUA